Molecule: messenger RNA, 4404 nt
Organism: Daphnia carinata
Lineage: Eukaryota; Metazoa; Arthropoda; Branchiopoda; Diplostraca; Daphniidae
Product: nuclear factor related to kappa-B-binding protein-like
Exons: 9
Coding region: 388-4404 (1338 amino acids)
Cellular component (GO): Ino80 complex
Molecular function (GO): protease binding
Source: RefSeq, a predicted model, not a curated record
GCCUGAUACACGGAUAGCAAACGACUCGAUCUGUGCACCAAAAAAAGUAUUAUGGAAAAAAGCUUUUUAACGCACCGAAACCGAAAGAGCUAUGCUAUCCCCAACAAACUGGCUGGGCAAAGUAACCUGGUUUACGCAUUAAGACUUACGUUUAGGGAGCUGAAUUCCGCUGAACGUACAGAAACCGACACACUUCAUAUUUUGGUGACUGUUUGAAAUCAAUCAACGAGUGAUAAUCGCCAAACCGAAGUUAUUCAUCGCAAAACAGGUAGUGCACUGUCGGCGACGAAUGGUCAAAUACGAAUGAUUAUCACAAGAUCUUACUGGAAUGCAAUUGAGUGUCUGGAUUUGACCUUGUCUUUUUGCAGCAUCUGCUGAUGUGAUGUCAUGGAUCCACUGUUUGAAGAUGAAUCCAUGGACGUAUUGGCCCAGGAAGAUGGACUAACGGAGUCACCUUUCCAGAAUCAACAUUCUCACUACACUCAACCCAUAUUGGAGACCUGUUCAGUGGAAGGAGAAUCUGUUGUGUUGCCAACUCAAAUUUGUGAAAAUGCUUCUGUUCUCACAGAAAUGCUUAGCUCUGACCUGCUAUCAGAAGUUCUUACCCUAGAAGAUGUGCAACAUCUUCAUACGUACUUGCCAGCCUUUCAAACAGACUUGGAAAAUGAAAGACAGAAAACAUGGACUAUGCUUUUUUCAAAGCAGAAUUUCAUGUUUGGAAAUCCUGUCGAGAACUUCAGCAGGAAGAUGGAGUGUGGCCUCUAUAAUCCUGAUAUUGCUCAAACAAGAAACCUCUUCCAAAAACUUCAGAAAAAGAAUGUGAAAAGAGAGCAGAGAAAUUAUUAUUUUAAUUUACUCCAGAGUGUUAUCAUGUCCAGACAACAGUUGAUUGAAGCUGCCUCGCAAUUGCCACCUGGCCAAGCUGUUCGUUUGCAACCGUCACAGGGCAAUAACAGAAUGGUGGCAGGUGGCAAAACAAACAAUUUCCUUACAGACGAACGAGUCCGCAAAAGAUACUUUGACGAAUUAAAAGCAAUUGAUUGUAGGAACUCAGAUGACGACAAUUAUCCCGAAGGCCCACCGCCGCCCCUUUCAAAAAAACAGCGACGUCACUUGGGUUCAAUUCAAGGAUCUUUGAGCUGUGAUAUCAAGCCAAUUCAGUCGACAUUUACUCAAAACAUCUAUAAUCAUCUUGUUGUUGUGGAAAAUAAGCUCGACAAAACGGCGGAGGAUGAACUGUCACGUAGCAAAACUGCCUGUCCAGGCAAUGAGCUUUUUAGUGGGAAGUUAUCUGUGGACAGCAGUUCGAAAAAACAUGUCGAUACCAGACGAUUUGGUGAGGACUUCAAGCCCGUCUUAGACGUGGCGUCACGGGUGUCCUGUUCAAAAAACGUUUACGAAGUGAACGAGGAAACUUACAAAAUCAUGUUAAGCAAGCAUCGCUCGUUGAAACGAGAAGGAAAACUCGCACUUGAAAAAAGCUUUAAAGACACCACCUUGCAGGAUAUUGGCCAACGUGUUCGUAUGUGCAUAUUAAACAAACGACCUGCUGCACCAAAAAUCCUGGAAUCGCCUAAAAAGAACAAACCGAUUGUGAGUGCAAGCAGCACUUCGGAUGAACAAGAUUCGGAAGCCGAUACACCCAAAAAAGGCAAAGUUAAGAAGCCCGUCUCAGGUCCGGUGGCAAAACCGACAAAAGCUAAGAACCCAAAAAGUCGACCAGAUCGAACAGAGUCGGUCUCAGCUACCUUUGAGCAAGGAGAACGUAGCAGUAUGACGAUCAUGAGUGAAUCUGAAAUAAAACAAGAAGCAACCGAAAUACCACGUCCUAUUACUCCUCCUCCCAUAGAAAAGUGUCCUACUCCACCUCCUCCACCACCUCCUCUUCCACCUCCACCGCCUCCCUGUUUGACGCAAGACACUCACUCUAGCUUUUUCACAUUAUUGCGGGAAGUUCUCAUAAACAACGAACUGCCAGCCACUUUAAAACAAACCACAGACUCUGUGGUCGUUUGGAGUAGCUCCCCAAUAUCCCCUUUGAAUGAAUGGUAUUCGCAAUUGAUGCUUGUUCACCAAAGGGCAAAUGGCUGGACGAGCCUAGUCCAAUCUGCCCUAGAAUUCUUGAUGGACCAUGGACUAGUAUCUGCAGCUCAAGAUCUCGGUCAACUCCCCGUACAUUCCUGGAGUGGCCAAGGCAGAGAUAGCGAUGCCCUCUUGCAAGAUUUGUCUGGUAUUUGGCUCCAACAGCAGCAGGAUAAUAGUCUUGAAGGCAAGCUUGACGUGGAAGGCACUAGCGAGUUGAACGAUUCCAUGCUCAGUUCACCACCUGAUCCAACUUUGAAUUUGGUUUCGGGUCUUGACCUCAGUGAGGAUAUUUCAGACGUGGGUUCUUCCUCGUUAUUCGAUUCUGCAGAUGUGGUUCACCCACCACGAUCCGUAACAUCUUGGACAGUAAAGCCAAGUACAGCCGAAGACAAGGCGAUUUAUCAGGAACAAGAGCGUCUCCGAUACUGUCAACCGCAUAAAGCGUUUACUUUCCGACAACAUGGCUAUGAGAGUAUCGUGGGCCCGGUUAAAGGCGUUUACACACCUGGCCAAGGAGUUGGUCAGCCGUCGAGCAAGGUACGUGGCCAUAAUCUAAUGGUUCCGGAUCGCCCAGCUUGCGUCACCCUCCUAUCGUUGGUUCGCGACGCGGCUGCUCGGUUGCCUAACGGUGAAGGCACGCGUGCAGAGAUAUGCGAGUUGAUGAAGGAAUCUCAGUACCUGGCAUCCGGUGCCGAGGCUUCUCUUCAUUCUGUCGUUAGUGGCGCCCUUGAUCGACUUCAUUACGAGGCAGAUCCAUGCGUGAAGUACGAUUCCGCUCGGAAAGUAUGGAUCUAUUUACAUCGUCAUCGCUCAGAAGCUGAAUUCGAACAACUACACAAACAACAUCAGGGUAUGCCUAGUAGAGUUAAAAAGCCACGAAGUGAGCAGCGUCGUUCGUCUGGCGUUGGAAGUAGUCCUGCGUCCGCGAAAAACAGUAAAAUCCCGCCGCCUGUUCCGAUUCCGGCAACCAGUCCUGUUUCGCAAGCGCCUAUCAUACAGCCCCCUUCAGUCCCGGAAAUCCAAAUUCCUGUACAAGCACCCGUUUCGGUCGCAGUCAUGAAAAGUACCCCAGUCAAGUUAAAUAAUUCACCCAUUGUAACAGUUCGCCAAGAGCUAAGUAAAUCUCUAACAGCGCCAGUAGUAGUUGCGUCUCCCUCUGGCUCAACCCCGACUGUCACAACACCAGUGACCGUCACAGGGAUUACGCCGAGUACCGGAGCCGGCCCGGCCACCAUACAAACUUUUCAGAUCACGACAUCGACUGGAAUUCAAACCAUUCGUGUGGCAGCACCAGCCAAUUUACCAACUGCACUUUUAGCUAGAACUCUCCAGAUUUCUGCCCAGCAACAGGGUGGUCUUCAAGGACAAAAAGUUAUCGGCACGCCGACGCUUGUAAAUGGAAAUUCGUCCAUCAAGCAGGUUAUCUUAUCUCCUACGUCAGGAAAGACCACGAAUACAGCUUUACUUUCAAGCCCACGGGCACCUGUUCCAAAUGUGCCACCUACGACUAUCUCAGUGCCAACAUCCUCGGCUUCCAGCAUAAUAAGAUUAAAUAUACCGGUUACUGCCGCUACAGUGUCAGGAAUAAUGGCGAACACAGCCAGAGCACGAUUUCCUGGAAGCCCUGUACGCCUAGCUGGAAGACAAGUUGUUAGUACGAGCAAUUCAGUUACAUCUCCUGUUCAAACUUUCCUCAUACGGCCUCCAACACCGACUACGGCCAGCAGUGGAAAUUCACCAUCGACAUCCAGUGCUCCGAGACUUGUGAUGGUUAAUAACAAAUUAAUCAACCUAAGUUCGACAUCAAUUGCCGGACAAAUGGGUCCCAACACUCGCAUGGUGAGGCCCAACAUUGCUGUCAGCAUGGCCAGUGUACGUAAAGCAGUGCCAUCUAGUCCGACGACCGGGGCAGCGCGGCCGGUACUAGCCAGGGUAGUGACUGGGCCUGGUGGAGGAACUCAACAACAGCAAGUGAUCACUUUAGAAAAUUUGUUGUCCUUGACCAACGCCCAUCACAAAGGAGGAGCUAAGACGGGAGUUGUUCAACUACCCCUAUCAGCUAUAGCAGGGCUGAACGUUGGAGCCUCGUCAUCGACGAAUCAACCUACCACUGUUCUUUUGCAGAACGUCAAAGGGGCCCAGUCUAUUCUUUUGCCUGCAGGCUUUCAAGGUGGGACAAUUAACAUCCGUGGCGUUCGAGUGGCCACCCUUUCCCAGCAACAGCAACAACAGCCAGCGGGGCAGCAACCCAAACCAGCGUUUGUAGCCCGACUCGUCGCACCCCCACAACCACCACCACCCAAAAGCUCUGAUGUAUAG